Molecule: messenger RNA, 1521 nt
Organism: Penicillium digitatum Pd1
Lineage: Eukaryota; Fungi; Ascomycota; Eurotiomycetes; Eurotiales; Aspergillaceae
Product: Iwr1 domain-containing protein
Biological process (GO): protein import into nucleus
Cellular component (GO): cytoplasm
Source: RefSeq, a predicted model, not a curated record
AUGGCGCUUCCGCCAGAGCAGAUCAACAUCAAGCGUCGGCGCGAGGAAGAGCCCGUCGAGACCUUAUUCAUUCAAUCCGCACUCCAUCAAACCAAGCGGCGCUUCACUGACUUCGUCUUCCACAGAGUCACUCUGAAAGCCAGCGAGAGCGGGAGUGGAGAUGCAUCUCCAAGUCCACCAACAACGCCAGUCGUGCAGCGGCUGUUGAAGAGCCCACGCUCAGUGAGCAGUCUUCAUGUUAACCGGCGCGCGCCAGCAUCUACGAUAGGCGUGCCUACGGUGCGGGCCACCUCGCCGGGUGCUGAAUUCCGCGAGGCGCAGCGAAUUGUAACCGUGCGCAAAGAAGCAGAGGCAAAGCACAGACGUGCCGUCUACGGGGGCCCUUCUCCGUUCACUGAUCUGCAGCCCAACUCUGCGGCCAGCUCUGAUGUGCCCCACCAACCAGCCUUACAUGACAGCAACCCAACAUCGGCGGAUGUAUCCUCCAGCCGCGCGCAGACCCUGCGCCGCUUCCAGAUCUCACGUUCAAAUCUUGACUCCCUAAGAAGUUCCCCUGGGGGGGUUCAAAAGCGACGCGCUGGUGGCCCUGCACCUGGUGUGGCUGUGCUGGUUGAGCAGCUGCAGCGGAAUGCGCACACCCGCAAGGCUUCCAUGGUCUCGGACCUGGUUGCGGAUGCACGGGCUCUCUCGUUAAAGCCUAAGGAACUUGUCCAGGACACAGACACCAUACCCCCGUCACCGGUUAAACCACGCAAACGACCUGUUGUUAACCAGGCCGAGAGACGGUGGCGUGAGGAGCGCAAGGGUGUCAUUUCGGCUGCGAAACAGCAUCUAUCUGAUACCUUGGAGAAAUCCGCUCAGACACUGCAAAGGAGCUGGGAUCAGGAAUCUGAACGUCUGGCUCAUGAUCUCGAGCAGGUCGCGCUGGAGCUCGAGCGCGAGGCUGACCAAGACCAUGGAAUGGACCUCGAUCCCCGGGUCGUUGGAAAGCCGGCCCCUCCCCCGCCUGCAUCUUUACAGCAAGCUUUCAGCACGGCUCCUAUGUCCCCUUUGAAACACCAGCCCCGGCAGCCUAAGGAACCGAGAGUUGCACCUACACCGCCGCAGUCUUCGGAAGUAAUUGAACAGGCUGUGGAGGAGGAUGACGAAGGCGACUAUGUCUACGAUGUUUACGUCCGGCGCCCGCUUUCAGAAGCCGAGAUGCUGAAGAAUCCGCUCGCCGAAUACGAGUCUGACCAGCAGCACAACCAUAUCGCCAAGACUCAGCCCGGAGUUGGUGUCAUUGUCAUCACGGCCGAGGACGAGGAGUACUGGGACGACUUUAUUGAAGAUGACGAGGAAGAGUGGGAUAGUGAGGAUGCGGACUCUAAUGCUGAAAACAACCCCGCCAACGAUUACCCAGAUGAAGAAGCGUCGUCUGAUGACGAUGAAUUUGACUUCGAGGAUUCAGCGAGCGAGGAUGGCGGGACUGGGUACAUGUCUCGCUACCGCGGGCACGUAGACUCGGAUGAAGACUACUGA